UAUUUAAUCAUCAUUAUUCACUUUACACCAUUACCCUUGUCACUUCUUCCAAUAAAAAGUAGUGGAAAAAACAAGGAGACUCACUUUUGCAACCAAUUUAUGUAAGUACCUUUCUUCUUCUUCUGCCUUCGAAUUGAAAUCACCAAAAAAGAAAAAUGGUGGACUUGGCUAGGGUUCAAAAGGAGCUGCAUGAAUGCAACAGAGAUUUUCAGGUAUCUGGUAUUAAUGUAAGCCUUAAAGGUGACAGUCUGACUCACUUGAUUGGUACAAUCCCUGGUCCUACUGGUACUCCUUAUGAAGGUGGUACUUUCAACAUUGAUAUCACUCUUACUGAUGGCUACCCGUUUGAGCCUCCAAAAAUGAAGUUCGCCACAAAAGUUUGGCAUCCCAACAUAAGUAGUCAAAGUGGAGCAAUAUGCCUAGACAUCCUGAAGGACCAGUGGAGCCCAGCACUAACUCUCAAGACAGCUCUCCUUUCUAUACAAGCAUUACUUUCUGCUCCUGAGCCUGAUGAUCCACAAGAUGCAGUUGUUGCACAACAGUAUCUUAGAGACCAUCAGACCUUUGUCGGCACAGCUCGUUACUGGACUGAAACUUUUGCAAAAACAUCCACACUUGCCGCAGACGAGAAGGUACACAAGCUUGUGGAAAUGGGCUUUCCUGAAGCUCAGGUGAGGAGUACUUUGGCUGCAACUGGUUGGGAUGAAAACAUGGCUCUUGAAAAGCUGUUGUCCAGCUAGAACCCUUUUACCGCAACUCAUAUUUUGAUACAAACGAUUAUAUCCCUCCAUCAGAAGCAGUUGACCAGAAAACAGUCGCUCUUCUGUUGCUUGGGAAUCUUGUUUCUGUCUCCUUUAUGGUUUGCUGUUGACAUUUCUUCACAUCCUGUGAAGAUUCUAAUGUCAUUUUUACAAUAUCAAGCAAAUUGCAUAUGAAUCUUGGGGAGGAAGUGGAUUUUCCUUGUGAAAUGUUAUUAAAAAUGUUCAGCCUAAGCUUGCUUGUUGCUGCCUCCUUUUGUACAUUUAUUCUGAUAAAUUAAUGUAUUGCAUUGUUGAUCGCA
Messenger RNA from Capsicum annuum, 1060 nucleotides. RefSeq names its product ubiquitin-conjugating enzyme E2 27. Gene Ontology annotation, biological process: protein polyubiquitination; proteasome-mediated ubiquitin-dependent protein catabolic process. Gene Ontology annotation, cellular component: nucleus. The record is from RefSeq and is a predicted model, not a curated record. Gene Ontology annotation, molecular function: ubiquitin conjugating enzyme activity; protein binding. Lineage: Eukaryota; Viridiplantae; Streptophyta; Magnoliopsida; Solanales; Solanaceae. Bases 156 to 740 code for a protein of 194 amino acids. The transcript has 5 exons.